AUGUCGAGGGCGCUGGACGAUGAUGUCAAGAAGGCAAUCCGGCAUGGCGACCAUGAGACGAUUUUCACAAGAAUCGUGGAUGCGCUGUCGCAGCGGCAUGCAGAGCUGCUGGAGAUUGAAUUGCUAGGGAGGAGCCACAUGGCGGAUGCAGACACGAUAUUGCUGCAAGAUGGGCCAGCUAUAGCGGUGCCCAAGCUGCGACUGGUGCAGGCAUUCAUUUUUGCCCGGGCGCUGCUAUCUAAGAAGGAGGAUAUGUUGAGAGCUACAGCCGUGAUGCUGCUAAUGGACCCCGAGCAUCUCACUGCCGCCAACACGCGCAAGAGGAUACUCCAGGACGGCAUCACCUCGGGCACGGACGUUGAGACAAGAAUACGGGAUGAGCUAUACUUUGUCGAUAGCCUUCUUACGAGCCGUCUCCAUCGACACACCAAAUCGCCUACCUUGUGGGGGCAUCGCCAAUGGCUGAUGCAGCGAUUACGGGAGCAUGGCCUAAAGAUAGAUGCCACCAGCAUCAUGACAACAGUCAUCUCGGUAGCCGCCGAGCGACACCCACGCAACUACUACGCCUGGCAGCACGCUCGCUACCUCACAGACGCCGUCUCCGAAACAGCCGCCUCGCGGGAGGGAGGCAGAGACAAGGACAAGGACGACGACGACGACCUCGCGGGGAUGCUGGAAGCCGCCAAGAGCUGGGCCCUCCGUCACCACGACGACGUCUCCGGGUGGGCAUUCCUCAUGUUCUUCCUGGACCGGCACCCGCAAUAUGCUGGACCGGUGGUUAGCGAGACGACGAGGCUGGCGGCGUCAUUUCACUGGCGGAAUGAGUCUGUGUGGUAUUUUCUGAGGAACAUGGCGGCGAGGGCCUGGUGCGACGGGGAUUGGCGAGAAGGGGUCGAGGCGACGAGGCUGGCGUUGCUGGGCGGCGCGGAAAGGGGUUCUGAUGGAGAGAGGGUCUUGGAGCAGGCGGCGAGUUGGAUUCGGGCAUAUACUGCGUGA
Trichoderma atroviride IMI 206040 is the source of this 996-nucleotide messenger RNA. The record is from RefSeq and is a predicted model, not a curated record. Lineage: Eukaryota; Fungi; Ascomycota; Sordariomycetes; Hypocreales; Hypocreaceae.